UGAUUUUCGCAAUGGAAGAAAAUUUUCCAAUGAAAUAAAUGCCAACGUGUUUUGUCUGUUUGUUUGGUCAAAUGUUUCUUCGUUUAUUCCGUAAUUAUCAUCAUCGUUUAUCAUCGUUAGUUAAUCAUCAUCCACUAGUUUAUUCUGAACGAACAAUUUUUCAACACCAACAACGAUCAUUAUUAUUAAAUUCAUUCAUCAGAAUGGCCGAUAAUAAAACAGCAAUUGAAGAACAAAUUAAACAACAAGGCGAUCUAGUUCGUUCACUAAAAAGUCAAAAAGCUGAUAAAGAAAAGGUAAUCUUUCUUUUUUCGUUUUUGCGAAAUUUAAUACAUUUUUCAUUGAUUGAUUGUUUUAUCAUAUCAUUUCAGAUUGAUUUGGAAGUUUCGAAACUUUUGUCAUUGAAAGCACGAUUAAGUCCCGCAUCACCACCAUCGGAUAAACAUCGUAGCAGUCCAACGAAAAAGGAUGAUAAAAAAGAUAGUAAAAAAUUUACUUUGAAAACACCGAAAGGAAUGCGUGAUUUUGAAUCAAAACAAAUGUUGGUUAGAGAAAAAGUUUUUAAAAUUAUUACGGAUAUUUUUAAACGGCAUGGUGGUUUAGCAAUUGAUACACCUGUUUGUGAAAGAAAAGAUGUUCUAACAGGAAAAUAUGGUGAAGAUUCAAAAUUAAUUUAUGAUCUUGAAGAUCAAGGUGGUGAAUUACUUUCACUAAGAUAUGAUCUAACAGUACCAUUUGCAAGAUUUUUAGCACAAAAUAAAAUAAAUCAAAUGAAACGUUAUCAUAUUGCAAAAGUUUAUCGUCGUGAUAAUCCAUCAGUAACUAAAGGUAGAUUUCGUGAAUUUUAUCAAUGUGAUUUUGAUAUUGCCGGUAAAUAUGAUCCAAUGAUUCCGGAUGUUGAAUGUUUACGUAUUAUUUAUGAAAUUCUAAAUGAAUUAAAUUUAAAGUCAUUUUUGAUAAAAAUAAAUCAUCGUUGUAUUUUGGAUGGUUUAUUUGAAAUAUGUGGUGUACCUGAAGAUAAAUUCCGUACGAUUUGUUCAUCCGUUGAUAAAUUGGAUAAAAAUACCUGGGAAGAAGUUAAAGAAGAAAUGAUUAAAGAAAAAGGUUUGUCCGAAAUGGUUGCCGAUCGUAUUGGAGAAUUUGUUAAAAUGAAUGGAUCAAUUGAACUAGUCGAACAAUUGUUAACGAAUGAAGAAUUUGCCCGAAAUAAACGUGCUACAAAAGGAUUAAUGGAAAUUCAAACAUUAUUUAAUUAUUGUAGAAUAUUUGAAAUUGAAUCAUCAAUUUCAUUUGAUCUGAGUUUAGCACGUGGUUUAGAUUAUUAUACUGGUUUAAUUUAUGAAGUAAUUAUAACGGAUAAAAAUAUUGAAUGUGGUAGUAUUGCUGCUGGUGGUCGUUAUGAUAAUCUUGUCGGAAUGUUGGCUGAAACUAAUAAUUGGGAAGUACCUUGUGUCGGUUUGAGUAUUGGUAUCGAACGUAUAUUGACUAUAAUUGAAGAACGAAUGUUCAAUGAUAAUCAAAUUGGUGUUGGAUCACCAACACAAGUUCUAGUUGCAUCAAUUGGUAAUGAAUUACUCGAAGAACGAAUGAAAAUAUUAUUAGAAUUAUGGCAAGCAAAUAUAAAUGCUGAACAUAUUUAUAAAAAAUCUAUAAAAAUUUUAAAUAAUUAUCAAUAUUGUGAAACAAAUCGAAUACCAUAUGCAGUUAUAUUGGCUGAAGAUGAAUUGAAACGUGGUAUGGUGAAAAUUCGUAAUAUUCAAACACGUAAAGAAAUAGAAAUCGAACGUUCGAAUCUUUUGGUUGAAUUGAAAAAAUUAUUUGAUAAUUGAUAAUUUUUGUGUGCGGGUAAAAACUAAUAACAAAUCAAUUUAUAAACAUUUUAA
Dermatophagoides pteronyssinus (European house dust mite) is the source of this 1883-nucleotide messenger RNA. It is a transcript of the gene HisRS, whose product is annotated as histidine--tRNA ligase. Lineage: Eukaryota; Metazoa; Arthropoda; Arachnida; Sarcoptiformes; Pyroglyphidae. Gene Ontology annotation, biological process: mitochondrial translation; histidyl-tRNA aminoacylation. Gene Ontology annotation, cellular component: cytosol; mitochondrion. The record is from RefSeq and is a predicted model, not a curated record. Gene Ontology annotation, molecular function: ATP binding; histidine-tRNA ligase activity; RNA binding.